Clupea harengus (Atlantic herring) is the source of this 7132-nucleotide messenger RNA. RefSeq names its product PHIP subunit of CUL4-Ring ligase complex (gene phip). Gene Ontology annotation, cellular component: nucleus. Gene Ontology annotation, biological process: cytoskeleton organization; regulation of transcription by RNA polymerase II; regulation of cell shape. The record is from RefSeq and is a predicted model, not a curated record. Gene Ontology annotation, molecular function: protein binding. NCBI's taxonomy places the organism in Eukaryota, Metazoa, Chordata, Actinopteri, Clupeiformes, Clupeidae.
AGACCAAGACUACUGACUUCCAACUUCACAAAAUCGCUUGUUUUUAUAUGUUUUGGUCUGUCAGUGUCGCUUUUUAGUAACAGAAAGCAAAACAUCCGAGACAAAUGAAAUCUUGUAUCUCGAAGGCCAAAAUCUUUUACCAUUGUGGUUUUAAUCAUGGCACUAAUAUUUACAAUAAAUAACGCAAAAUUCUGGUCCGGCCAGUCUCAAAGCUAAUUUUUCUACGUACUUUAUAUAAUCGAGCACAUUGUCUGCAAGAAUGGCUGAUCCUUUCCUGUCCUUUCUAUUAAGCGUGGAUUCCUGUAACUCUUAAGGUUUAAUUCAUUGCAUUCCGCUGUUUUUAACCACCCUUCCCCCAUUUUACAGCCCGCUUACGUUUCGAGGAGUAAUGGAGGAUUUCCGAACCCAAAAAGACAUCGAGUGGGGGGUGCAUUUUACAAAUGUUUUUACAACAAUUUAUGACGAUGACUGUUGUGGUCUUUUGUGUCGUUAUUACACUGAACACCUCAGUAAUUGUGUAUAAAAAGGUAGCCAAUCGUAAGAGUCUUCGUUGCCAAGAUUGCUGUAUUGCCUUUUAACAUAGACGAGGGGAUUAGUAUCCGAGUAAACGUCGGCCUUACGACAAGAACAUGUGGGGUAUCAUUUCUGUUUAGCGCCGCGCAAUACUAACAGUUGAAUGAUGUCUUCAAGUGAACGCCGUGCUAAAUUGCUAGAGGAUAGGUCAUUUUGUUGCAACGCAGCCACCAUUUCUUGGUAACAUGCGUUUCUUCCCCCAGUGUUGCCAUUUCAGCCUUCCUCGUCGUCCUGUGCGUGCUCACAGGACAGCACUUAUAUUCCUACGCAGAGGGCUUGUGCUUUUUGGAGGGAGGGGGUGUGUAGGGUAAACGAACAUUUAAACAUGUUCUAGAAUAUCAACGGCCCUUAUAAAUAUCACAGAUACUCGAACAAUGACAAUGUUAGUAUUUAUCUCAAGGAAUUAUUUACUUAAUCCGAAACGCAUCGCCAUCGGGGGUACUAUUUGACGGAGCGCGGAAGGCAGCGACGCAACCGGACCUGCUUGCUCUCCCCUGCCUGAGAGCGGAGUGAAUGGAGGAGCUCCUCUUCCUGGUGAACAAACACUGACAGCUAUAGGGCAGACAGCGAUACCCGCUUCCCAGCACGACCAUACAGCAUAUCCUUCACCCCUAAACAACACAAAUAUGGCUUCUGACAGUAAACACGUCGCGCGGUUGAAAUCUGAGCUCUACUUCCUAAUAGCCCGAUUUUUGGAAGCUGGACCUUGUCAAAAUGCAGCCGAGACGUUGAUAAGGGAGGUACAGGAGAAGGAGCUCUUACCCAAAAGAACAGACUGGACAGGCAAGGAACACCCUGGGAGUUACGAAAAUUUGGUAAAGUUGUACAGCCACAUCACCCCAGAGCACCUGUUGCGUGUGUGUGAGCGGGUCGGGCCUCUGCUUGAGAGGGAGGUGCCAGCCAGUGCGCCUGGGGUACAUUCUCUACUGGGAGCAGGACGACAGUCUCUACUGCGCACCAACAAGAGCUGUAAGCACGUGGUAUGGAAGGGUUCCGCCCUCGCCGCCCUGCACUGUGGCAGGCCCCCAGAGCCGCCCGUCAUCUAUGGGAGCCCGCCCAACAUUGUGGAGACGUCUUUCAGCCGGCGAUUGAACGGCACGUACCGACUCGGCCAGCUGGUGCCCACAGCCGUGUACCAGCACAUGAAGAUGCACAAGAGGAUUCUGGGACACCUGUCUUCUGUCUACUGUGUGGCCUUUGACCGUACCGGCCGACGCAUCUUCACGGGCUCAGACGACUGCCUGGUGAAGAUCUGGGCGACGGAUACCGGACGUCUCCUGGCAACCCUGCGGGGUCACGCGGCUGAGAUCUCGGACAUGGCAGUCAGCUAUGAGAACACACUGCUGGCCGCUGGCUCCUGUGACAAGACCAUCCGCGUGUGGUGUCUGCAGACCUGUGCUCCGCUCGCUGUCCUAGAGGGACACGGAGCCUCCAUCACGUCACUACAGUUCUCUCCUCUGUGCAGUGGUAGUAAGAGAUUCCUCUCCUCCACCGGUGCUGACGGCUCCAUAUGUUUCUGGCAGUGGGACGCUCGCACACUCAAGUUUGGGCACAAACCAAGUAAGUUUACGGAGCGUCCCAGGCCGGGGGUGCAGAUGAUCUGCUCGUCCUUCAGUGCAGGUGGGAUGUUUUUAGCCACGGGCAGCACGGAUCACAUCAUCAGAGUGUAUUACUUUGGAUCCGGACAGCCUGAGAAGAUUGCUGAGCUGGAGUCUCACACUGAUAAAGUGGACAGUAUACAGUUUUCCCAUAGCGGGGACAGGUUUGUGAGUGGAAGCAGGGACGGCACAGCUCGCAUCUGGCAGCUGCAGCAGCAAGAAUGGAGAAGCAUUCUACUAGACAUGGCCACCAAACUACCAGGCAAAUUCAACCCUCCUCCUGUGGAGGACAAAGUCACCAAACUCAAAGUUACCAUGGUAGCCUGGGAUCGCUACGACAACACAGUCAUCACGGCUGCCAACAACCUGACGCUGAAAGUGUGGAACUCCUGCACGGGCAAUCUGAUUCACAUACUGAUGGGCCAUGAGGAUGAGGUGUUUGUGCUGGAGCCACACCCCUUCGAUCCCAGAGUACUCUUCUCCGCCGGGCAUGAUGGGAAUGCCAUUGUCUGGGACCUGGCGAGAGGCAUCAAGAUUCGCUCCUACUUCAACAUGAUUGAGGGCCAGGGCCAUGGGGCAGUGUUCGACUGCAAGUGCUCUCCAGACGGUCAGCACUUUGCCUGCACAGACUCCCACGGACACCUGCUCAUCUUCGGCUUCGGCUCCAGCAGCAGAUAUGACAAGAUAGCGGAUCAGAUGUUCUUCCACACGGACUACCGGCCGCUGAUCCGUGACGCGCACAACUACGUGCUGGAUGAGCAGACGCAGCAGGCGCCCCACCUGAUGCCCCCGCCCUUCCUGGUGGACGUGGACGGCAACCCACACCCCUCCAGGUACCAGCGCCUGGUGCCCGGCCGAGAGAACUGCAGGGGGGAGCAGCUCAUCCCUCAGAUGGGCCUCACCUCAUCAGGACUGAAUCAGGUGGUGAGUCAGCAGGCUGCUGAAGGCUCCACUGCACUAGACAACAUGAUCCAGAGGCUCCAACAAGAGCAGGACCAGAGACUGGGAACGGACAGAAGCAGCAGAGGUUCGGUGAGCUCCCCGACUGAGGUUUCGUCUCCUCCUAACGUGGGCUUGAGGCGUAGCGGUCAGAUCGAGGGGGUGCGACAGAUGCACAGCAACGCCCCCCGCAGCCAGAUGGCCACCGAGAGAGACCUGGUGGCAUGGAGCAGGAGGGUACUCGUACCGGAGCUACUGCCAGGCAUCGCCAGUAAACAGGAGUUCUGGAGGACAGCUAAAGGAGAGGAAGAGAUCAACAUCUACAGAUCAGAGAGAAGGAGACGCAGCUUGCACAGCCAAUUCCACAGAGAGAACAGGCACCAUGCCCCGGAGAGCGAGGAGAGCCGGCGUCACCAGAGCAACCAGCACAACUAUCACACACGCGCCGCUGUGGAGGAGAACAGCAGACAGAGCGAACCCACGGAGGAGGAGGAGCAGCCCAACAUGUCAGAGGGAGAGGCAGAUGUGCGUCCUCUAAAUGGAGAAUCUUCAGACGAGGAGAAGGAGGAGAAGGAGGAGGAGAAGGAGCCCUGGCCAGAUGACCACAGCAGCUCCAGUGAUUACUCCAGUGACUACUCGGACUGGACGGCGGAUGCAGGCAUCAACCUGGAGCCCCCCAAGAAGGCGAGCCGGCCCAAGAAGAAGAAGACGGCCAGCAGCUCCGAGGAGGAUGAGGGGAAGAAGAAAGACAAGGAGAAGAAGGAGAGGAAGAAGGAGAAGGCCGAUAAGGACGGAGCGCUACCAAAGAAGAAGAAGCCAAAAGAGGGCAUGAAGCGAUUGCCUGAGAUGCGGGAGCAAGGUCUGACUCUCGAGGAGUGGCUGCCUUCCCCCUGGAUCACAGACACCGUGCCCCGCAGAUGCCCCUUCACUCCACAGAUGGGAGACGAGGUGUACUAUUUCAGGCAAGGACACGAGGCAUAUGUAGAGAUGGCCAAGUCCAACCGCAUCUUCAGCAUUAACCCCAAAAAACAGCCUUGGCACAAGAUGGAGCUGAGGGAGCAGGAGCUGAUGAAGAUUGUGGGGAUGAAGUAUGAGGUGGGCCUGCCUACUCUGUGCUGCCUGAAGCUGGCCUUCCUGGACCCAGACACGGGCAGGCUGACAGGAGGGUCCUUCUCCAUGAAAUACCACGACAUGCCUGAUGUCAUCGACUUCCUGGUUCUUCGUCAGCAGUUUGAUGAAGCAAGGGAACGACAGUGGCAGAUAGGUGACCGGUUCCGCUCGGUCAUAGAUGAUGCCUGGUGGUUUGGGACCAUUGAGAGUCAGGAGCCGUAUCAGGCCCUGUACCCCGACAGCCUCUUCCAGUGCUACAACGUCUGCUGGGAUAAUGGUGACACAGAGAAGAUGAGCCCCUGGGACAUGGAGAACAUUCCCGAUGAGGCAGUGUUUCCAGAUGAGUUGGGUCAGAGUAUCCCCCUGACUGAGGAGGAGCAGCGCUCCCUACACUACCAGCCCCUGGAGGGGGAGUGGGGCAACAGCGCCCGCCUAGCGGAGUGCGAGAGGAUCAUCAACAGCAUUGACCAGCUCUGCACGCUCGAUGUGGCUACUCCAUUUGCUCUUCCAGUGGACCUGCAGGCUUACCCCACCUACUGCACGUUGGUGGCCUACGUCACCGACCUCAGUACCAUCAGGGGCCGACUGGAGAACCGCUUCUACAGGCGUAUAUCGUCUCUGAUGUGGGAGGUGCGUUAUAUUGAACAUAACGCACGGGCCUUCAACGAGCCCGGCGCAUUUAUUGUCCGGACAGCUAAAUUUGUCUCUGACCUCAUGCUGCAGUUUAUCAAGGACCAAAGUUGCACAGACAUCAUCCCCCUCUACCACAAAAUGAAGAAAGAGACCUUCUCCGAUACCAGCAGUGAUGAAGAUGAGGAUGUGGAUGAGGAUGCCCCUGGCACAUCCACAUGCAUUAAGAAGAAGGCUCAGCGGCCAAUGCUGAGGAGCCUACGGAACAAGCCACAGUCACAUGACCCAGAGGCCUGGAAGGGGCGCUGCAGAGAGCUGCUGGACCUCAUCUUCCAGUGUGAAGACUCCGAGCCAUUCAGACAGCCUGUGGAUCUGCAGGAAUACUCGGAUUACCUGGACAUAGUGGACACCCCCAUGGACUUUGGAACAGUUCUGAACACACUUUUGGCGGACGAGUACGAAUCUCCCAUGGAGCUUUGCAAAGAUGUACGCCUCAUCUUCAGCAACUCCAAAGCCUACACGCCCAGCAAGAAGUCAAGGAUCUAUAGCAUGAGUCUGCGUCUGUCGGCGCUGUUCGAGGAGCACGUCACCUCCAUCCUCACCGUCUUCAAGGCCGCCCAGCGGUUGCAAUCGGACCGCUUGACACGGCAACGUCUGCACAGCGAGCGUCUGACAAGGCAGACAAUGAAGAGGAGGAAGAGGAGCACCUCACCAGCCAGCAGCACAGGCUCCAGCCCAGACAGGAAGAGGCGUGUCUCCUCCCGAGUUCCUCCCCGUGUAAACCACGUAUCUCCGCCCCCUCCUCCGGGCCCCUCCUCCAGGUCUGCCACCUUGCGUCAGAACCUCCCCCAUAUAAAUGGGAAGGCGGAACCUGCCGCCGCUGCCAUGCGCACGCGCAGAUCUGCGCGCUUCGGCGGCAGCACGCACACUCCAACUCACUCACACACCCCCGCACCUGCCAGCGCUCCGCCCUCGCCGCCCCUGGCCGCCACCCACCCGCCGGAGGCAUCGCCUCGGAUGCUGCGAGCGCACAACUCCAACUCCGCCUCCCUUUCCAGCCCUGCCUCUGUAUCCACGGAAACGCCCCAUGACCCCGUCAGCUCUGGCAAUGAGGGGGGAUCCAGGGAGAGGCCCCGACGGAAGCUCCGCACCCCCGUCAGACUCAACCCAGGUCCAGUACACGACAGUCCGUCUCAGACCAGCCCCCACCUAAAUGGCCACAGCAGUCACGUGACUCUGGGGGUGGGCCGGAGACGAGGCCGGCCACGAUUGGACGAGAGGCCUGUUAGACCAGUCGUUGUCCAGGCACCAGAGUCUCCCCCCUUGCCCCGUCCCCCGGGGAAGAAGCGCGGCCGUAAGAGCAAGAAGGAGCUGGAGGAGAUGAGGCGGAACUCUGCCCAGGGGGAGGAGCAAGACCGCUCCACGGGAGACGAGGGCGGAGCUUCCUCCUCUGCCCAGGACACCAGCUUAUCAGACUCGGGGGCGGGGCUUCCGGAGAGGCCCAGGCGGGGGCGGCCCAGGUUAAACAGGACUCCUGCUCAGGCCCCGGCCCCAGCCGCCUCCACCUCCGCCUCCGCCUCCACCUCCACCUCAACCUCCACCUCCGCCUCCACCUCAACCUCCACCCCCCAGCCGUCCAGUCCCAAAGCAGCUCUGAGGCGGAGCAGCCGCCGCUUCACAGAGGAAACCACGCACCCCGAAACCGAUCUCCAUGACGAUGAGGAGGACCCGGAGGAAGGGGAGUCGGAGGCGGGUGCUGGAGCAGACAAGGGGUCGAUGCAGACGCGUAACCAGGGGCGACGGACGGCAUACUACAACGAGGACGACUCGGAGGAGGACCAGAGGCAGCUGCUGUUCGAGGACUCCUCGCUCACCUUCGGCACCUCCAGCAAGGGCCGCGUGCGCAAGCUCACAGAGAAGGCCAAGGCCAACCUCAUCGGCUGGUAACCACAGCGAUGUGUCCGUAACCACGGUGAUGUGAGCGCACAUGGGGUUGACUUGUCUGAGUGCCCCCACUCUUGCUCCCCCAUACACCCUGAGCUGUCCCAUGAUCCACUGGGGCAAUGCCAUUCCUGCUGCUAUGAGACUGUAAAUUGUGUGUGUGACCGUGUGUGUGUGAGAGACUGUGACUGUGUACAGCCUUGCUGAGACACAUGGCCUGUGCAAUGACAUACAAACUUCUGUGGAGACCAGUAGCACCAUCCUACGCACACGCACACACACACACACACAUUUAUACAUUCUCACACACAAACAUGCACAUACAGAUGUGCAGUCAUACA